UGGAAGGCGUGAAGGGGCGGUGGUGGUGCCGCUUCCUGUGCGAUGUUACAACACGUUUCAUCCGCCGAUACCCUUGCCUGUGUUUGAAGCUCCCGCCGCCCCGCACGUGAGCCCCUGCGCACGCACGUCUCUCACGGUGCCGUGCAUCUAUUUUGAAAUACAACGUGCUUCCCUAACGGCUCCUGUGGUAGUAAGGUUCUCGUGUUUAUGGUCAUUCGUAAGUGCUUUAGGGUAUAUGCAGUCUGUGAAGGGAUGGAAGGUGUGUGUGAGUGUUAUACGGCGGUGUGAGGUAAGAGUGUGGUGGUGUGUGGCAGCUUAGCCACCUCGCCGCUGCUGGUGGUGGUAUUGGUGGUGGAAGAGCCCGUCACUGACUCAGUGUUGGCUGUCUAGUGACACGCUAACAACCGUCUCUACACGCUCGGGAAAUGUUCCUCUCGCACUACUUUACUGUGACAAUAAGUGCCGGGAUAUAUCGUGUAUUAACAGUUCACAAAUUCAUCUGAACGUGCACACACUCGUGGGGCAGCUGCGUUGCCCGUGAGCCUCGUAAUAAUACCGAAAAGUUAAGUGGAGUGACCCAUAGAGAGUAUCGGGCAGCGAGCGGUGUUGCCAAGUGUGAGGACGCUGGAUUGCCACGUCGGCAUGGAGUCUCGAUCCGGCGAGCCCCUGCAGACCCUGAGCUGCCAGCAUAAUUCCCGUCUCCGCUCGCCCACCGCCAACUCUCUGCUGAAGAAGAAGAAAAAGAGACGUAGGAGACGCCGUCGCACCCCAAAGAGCGACACCGUAGGACGCAGUGAAGCCAAUGUCGCUGUUGGGUCGCCCACCUCCUCCCGCGAGGCCUGGACGCCGCGGCAGGGAUCCCCCGCCCCCGUCCUGCGGCCCGUGGGUGCCCAGGUGCCCCGCGCCCCAGAGAACAGCACUCAGUUCAUAAUGGACGACCAUGAAAAUUCCACGCUCUUCGUCAACUUUGACAACUUCAGCACCCCGCACUGGGAACAGGAGCCCCCAGUCAGCGGUGCCGAGGAUGAGACGGGUGGCGGCACGCCCACGCACGCCCUCACCCGUGACUGGUUCCCCUUCAACGCCGCAGACUUCGAGACGGCGUAUCGCAGUGCUCGUGAGGACCGCCUGAUGGCGGGCAGCUCAUCUGAGCUGCGGGCAGCUAUCGUGGCCCUGGAGGCUCGCGCCGCAGUGCUCACCGACGCGCUCUCCUCCUCGCCCUCACGCAUCGUAUCCAGGCUGCAGACUCAGCUGCUGCACCUGCAAGAGGAGAACACCAUCCUCAGGCAGCACCUGUCUCGCCGCAAUCAAAAGCGACGGCCCAGCCUACAGUCGUCGUCGUCCUCCUCCACAGACAGUGACUCUGAGUCUGACUCCACCAACUCCUCCAGCGACUGUUCUGAGUCUGACUGUGACACCUGUGCCGCUCGCCGAAGACGGGCAGUGCUGCAGCAGGACGAGGAGAAGGAAAACACCUGCCCCCACCCCAUGCAGGCCUAGGACACCCUCUCCCUCCCUGCCAUCUCACCGCUCGGACGGCCUGAGGUGCCGCCGGGCCUCUGUAGGGUGUAGGGAGGCCCCGUCGGAGCCCAUUCCAGUGAACCUGCACCGCCCCGGGACCUCCGUCAGCCGCAGCCUCGCCCUCAGAGCCUCCCAGACCACCCUUCCCAUCUCCCCCGUGACCCUGCACUGUGCACCCUUCCCCCUCCCCACCCGACCCUAGUGACGACCCUCCCCGGGGGCGUGAUCCUCUUCCCGCCGCACCGCGCAUCCCCAGCUUGAGGGGGAAAAACAACCCCAUCCUUGGCAAACAUGUCAAGCUGUCGUGAGGCCUGGAAGGGAAGGGCCGCCGCUACCUGCUACAUGCGCUCUGGUAGGGGCUGUGGGCUGGACCAGGCAACAACAGACAAACGCACAAAGUGACAGACCCAGGACCAACACACGAACGCACAGACAUUCCGUAGACUGAGUAACGGACGCACUGGUGCACACACAAACAAAGACGUAACGGACAGACAGAUACGUACACACACAAGACACAGACGCAAGGACCCACGGACAAACGGACAAUAAGUCAAGGACGAGGUAACGGACGGACGGACGGAUGCACAGACUAGUCCCUUCCCCCCCAACCACACGCUCCCUGUGACGGGGGAACGGACAUGCAAAGUAACCAUUUCCCUCUAUGUUUUAAUUGUCACAUGUACCGAAUCCAAGUCAAGAAGCCUUAGUCAGAACCUUUCACCACGGCCAGAGAGAGAGAGAGAGAGAUUUAAAGUUUAAGUAUGUGUGUGUGUGUGUCACAUGUGCGUGCUUUUCUUUCUGUGUGUGUGUGUGUGUGUGUGUGUGUGUGUGUGUGUGUUUUUAAAUGCUACAUAUGCUAAUGGGUGUGAAGUUUGUACAUCGUGUGUGUGUGUGUGUGUGUGUGUGUGUGUGUGUGUGUGUGUGUGUGUGUGUGUGUGUGUGUGUGUGUGUGUGUGUGUGUGUCAGGUUUUUAAAUGCUACAUAUACUAAUGGGUGUGAAGUUUGUACAUCAAGUGUGUGUGUGUGUGUGUGUGUGUGUGUGUGUGUGUGUGUGUGUGUGUGUGUGUGUGUGUGCAAUUAUCAUUAUUUUUUACGUCAGCAUAUUUUUCCCUUCACAUCUGUUACUACUACUAUCAUAGUAUCAUAACUUCCACUGUGUUAUCGUGUAAUUAUGCAACACUUACAGUUUCUACUACUACUACUACUACUGUUGCUGCUGCUGCUACUACUACUGCCAUUACUACUGCCAAACUAUGCAUUAAACAUUUAUUAUUGUAGAUCAGUAUUCAAGAGCAUUUUCUUUGUAAUUUAUGUUUCUCCUUGAAUAUACAGCUUCACAUUGUAUCCUGUGUGUGUGUGUGUGUGUGUGUGUGUGUGUGUGUGUGUGUGUGUGUGUGUGUGUGUGUGUGUGUGUGUGUGUGAGA
Portunus trituberculatus (swimming crab) is the source of this 2948-nucleotide messenger RNA. RefSeq lists its product as uncharacterized. Gene Ontology annotation, cellular component: cytoplasm; nucleoplasm; nucleus. Bases 643 to 1500 code for a protein of 285 amino acids. Gene Ontology annotation, biological process: negative regulation of cyclin-dependent protein serine/threonine kinase activity; negative regulation of transcription by RNA polymerase II. Lineage: Eukaryota; Metazoa; Arthropoda; Malacostraca; Decapoda; Portunidae. The record is from RefSeq and is a predicted model, not a curated record. Gene Ontology annotation, molecular function: 7SK snRNA binding; cyclin-dependent protein serine/threonine kinase inhibitor activity. The transcript has a single exon.